AUGUCGCAGAUUACCUCCAUGCCACAGACUACCACCUUGCCACGGACGACUGCCAUGUCACUAACUACCACCAUGUCGCAGGUCGCAGACUACUGCCAUGUCACAGAAUACCGCCAUGUCACAGAGUACCACCAUGUCGCAGAGUACCGCCAUGCCGCAGACUACCGCCAUGUCGCAGACUGCCGUCAUGCCACAGACUACCACCAUACCACAGACUACCACCAUGCCACAGAGUACCGCCAUGCCACAGACUACCGUCAUACCACAGACUACCGUCAUGCAACAGACUACCGCCAUACCACAGACUACCGCCAUACCACAGACUACAGCCAUGCCACAGACUACCACCAUGCCACAGACUACCACCAUGCCACAGACUACCACCAUGCCACAGACUACCACCUUACAACAGACUACUGCCAUGUCACAGACUACCGCCAUGCCACAGACUACCACCAUACCACAGACUACCGCCAUGUCGCAGACUACCGCCAUGUCGCAGACUACCGCCAUGCCACAGACUACCGCCAUGCCACAGACUACCGCCAUGUCGCAGACUACCGCCAUGUCGCAGACUACCGCCAUGCCACAGACUACCGCCAUGCCACAGACUACCACCAUGACACAGAUUACCGUCAUGCUACAGAGUACCACAGACUACCACCAUACCACAGACUACCGCCAUGCCACAGACUACCACCAUACCACAGACUACCACCAUACCACAGACUACUGUCAUGCCACAGAGUACCGCCAUGUCGCAGACUACCCCCAUACCACAGACUACCACCUUGCCACAGAUUACCACCAUACAGCUAUGUCAUAUAA
Messenger RNA from Gigantopelta aegis, 828 nucleotides. Its product is annotated as histidine-rich protein PFHRP-II-like. NCBI's taxonomy places the organism in Eukaryota, Metazoa, Mollusca, Gastropoda, Neomphalida, Peltospiridae. The record is from RefSeq and is a predicted model, not a curated record. Bases 1 to 828 code for a protein of 275 amino acids. The transcript has a single exon.